Molecule: messenger RNA, 2827 nt
Organism: Tympanuchus pallidicinctus (lesser prairie-chicken)
Lineage: Eukaryota; Metazoa; Chordata; Aves; Galliformes; Phasianidae
Gene: GDF6
Product: growth differentiation factor 6
Exons: 2
Coding region: 16-1212 (398 amino acids)
Biological process (GO): BMP signaling pathway; SMAD protein signal transduction
Cellular component (GO): extracellular region
Molecular function (GO): growth factor activity; cytokine activity
Source: RefSeq, a predicted model, not a curated record
CCCGCCGCGAUCGCUAUGAAUGCGCGCCGGGCCCUGCUCUCCGCCGCCUUGCUCGCCGGCCUCCUCUGGGAUUUACCUUGCUGCCGCCCGGCCUCCCUCCCCGCCGCCGCAGAGCUGGCCAAGGGCGGGCGGGGCCGCAGGGCUCCGCGAUACCCCCGGGAGAGCCGGCCGCGGCAGGGGGCACAGCCCGGGGGCCGGACGCCCCCGCGGGCGGAGCCCCACGAGUACAUGCUGUCCCUCUUCAGGACCUACUCCGUCGCCGAGAAACUGGGUAUCAACGCCAGCUUCUUCCAGUCCUCCAAGUCGGCCAACACCAUCACGAGUUUCGUAGACAGGGGACAAGACGAUCUCUCUCCCGCUCCACUCAGGCGGCAGAAGUACUUCUUUGACGUCUCCACGCUCUCGGACAAGGAGGAGCUGGUGGGAGCCGAGCUGCGGCUCUUCCGCCGCCCCCCCGCCGGCCGCCCGCCGCCCGCCGCAGCCGCCCCUCUGCUGCAGCUCUUCCCGUGCCUCUCCCCGCGCCCGCUACACUCUCGCAGCAUGGACCCACGGGCGGCGGCGGCGGCGGGCUGGGAGGUGUUCGACGUGCGGCAGGGCCUGCGGGCGGGCCGGCCUUGGAAGCGGCUGUGCCUGGAGCUGCGCGCCUCGGCCGCCCGCGGGCCGCCGCCCCGCCGCUGGCUGGACCUGCGGGGCCUGGGCUUCGGGCGGCGGCCGCGGGCCCCGCAGGAGCGGGCGCUGCUGGUGGUGUUCACGCGGGCGCGGCGGCGCAGCCUGCUCGGGGAGCUGCGGGCCGAGCUGGGCGCGCCCCCGCCCGCCGCCCGCCGCCCGCCCGCCCGGCGCCAGCGCCGCACCGCCUUCGCCAGCCGGCACGGCAAGAGGCACGGCAAGAAGGCGCGGCUGCGCUGCAGCAGGAAGCCGCUGCACGUCAACUUCAAGGAGCUGGGCUGGGACGACUGGAUCAUCGCCCCGCUGGAGUACGAGGCCUACCACUGCGAGGGCGUGUGCGACUUCCCGCUGCGCUCCCACCUGGAGCCCACCAACCACGCCAUCAUCCAGACCCUCAUGAACUCCAUGGACCCCGGCUCCACGCCGCCCAGUUGCUGCGUGCCCACAAAGCUGACCCCCAUCAGCAUCCUCUACAUCGACGCGGGCAACAACGUGGUGUACAAGCAGUACGAGGACAUGGUGGUGGAGUCGUGCGGCUGCAGGUAGCGGGCGGCCGCCCCUCGGCGGGGGCUGCGCGUUGGCGGAGCCGCUCCGGCGGCGGAGGGAGACCGGGAGCGUCCCGGGGCGGAGAGCGGCGGAUGGGGAAGGGCCGGCGGGCGUCCGUCGAGCCGCAACCCCGCCCUGGGGCUCUCAGCGUUCCGGCCGCCCUUCCGACGGGGGGAGAUACGGCCAGAAACGGGCGGGGAGGGAGAGGGGCAGAGCGAAGGGCUGCUCCGUGCCUGCCCGCUCUCUUUCGCAUUCCUGCGGGGUGACGGGCCUGGAACAGCCCGCCCACUCCAUAAAAAGGAAAAAGAAAAAAAAAAAAAGAAAAAAAAAAAGAAAGAACUGCCCGAGAUUGUGAUUACCGGAUAGGUGACAUUUUAAGGCAGCGACGAAAAGCUGUGAUGAGAACGAGGCGUGACGGACAGCGCGACGGGGUGAGCGGGGAAGGAGACGAAACGCCGUCGGAUGUGGCGGCUCCGGCAAAGGAACGCGCCGAUCCCUGCGCUGCCACCGCGGGCUCGGUGCUUUCGGGCAUCGCUGUGGGCGGCUGUGGGGCCGCAGAGCUGCGAACCGGGAUGGGGGGAAAGGGGGUGGAAGGAAGGGGAAUCAAUCAAACAAACAAACAAACAAAAACCUAACAAAAAAAGAGAGAAGAGAAUAAUAAUAUAAAGUGAUAAAAAUGCAACUUAAAAAGACUCGACCGGGAGCAAUAAUUUAAAAUGCACAUUUUGCUCGGGAUGCACCGUUGUUCAUAUAAAAGUUGUAAAUAUUUGUUUAUUUAAUCGGACUGGAAAGUGCAAAGCAGAGAUGAACAGCGUGCAUUUCUUGUUGUUAUUGUACAAAACAUUAUAUGCACUCGAAAUGUUAUAAUGUCUAAUAUUUGGAAAAGUUUAUAUUUGAGUUGUACAGAAUUAAGCAUUAAUCAGAUAUUUCCUCCUUACCUAACAUUAUCGCCUCCUUAAAAUAUUAUUGCAAAAUUUAAAUUCUGUGCUAAUAACGGAGAAAGGAAUUUUUUUACUGUCUACCUCACUAUAAUGCAAGUAUUUACGACGCUCAAAUUACCCGAGGUGAAUUCAUACUCAGAACUUUUAUUUUUUUUUUUUUUUACCAUACACCUUUACCGGACGGUACUCCAACUAUUACUGUAUUAUUAAACUUUUUUUUUGUGGCAAAAAAUCAGCUUGCUUUUAUAUGUUCCAUUCUUCUGUUCAGCAGCUCUAAGCUCCCAACGUGGGCUGAAUGCUGCAGAGCUGAGCUGAAGUGCCGCUGUCAGACCGACCUUCUCCCCUCCCCCCCCGCCCCGGAGCCCUGAAGCCGUUCUCCCGAUGCGAGGACUUUUUGUACUCUCACUUUCACCUUUGCUGUGUGGCAAAUGGCUGAGAAACGCAAAGGAGCCGCGCUUUGAUUCCAUUGAACGUGGUGAUUCGUGGUGCUUUCACUGGGCGAAUGCUUGGGGUGGGGUGAUGCGGGCGGCCGUUUGUAAAUCUCAUCUGUACCGGGCACGUGUACAUGCACUGUAUUAUGCUGAUGAGCGAAAGAUAACGGAUGUUUUAUAAAUGAUAUUUAUUUUUGUUGCGAUGGGUAAUGUAUUUAUUAAACCUUUCCUGGUUGUGUCUCA